AUGGCGAGAUCGCAUUCUACUAAAUCUAAGCAGAAGCCGUCUUCAUCAGCCAGCCCGAACAGCAAUAUCGCAUGUCACUUCGAGGCCAUUAGCCUAUCCAAAGAUCUUCGCCAUGAUGAAAGGUCCCCAACUGGAAGCACGCCUUCCGUCGAGAGUGGCGGGCCCGAUCGGGCGACGCCCUCCCUUGGCACCGCUUCUGGCACCGCUUCUUCCUCUUCAUCCGCACUGUAUCCCCUGGACCUCAACGUUCCACCUCUAGACUUCCAGCUUCCUCCGGCCCCUCCGUCGGUUCAGUCAAUGAUGGCAUCGCGUGCCAGAAUACCUGUCAGCACGACCGGCCCCUCGCGUAAUCCCCUGGCGGGCUGUAGAAACCUUGUCCCGUCCAAUGCCUCAACGCAGCCAACAGUGUCCCUCGUCAUCAAUCGCAGCCACGUCGUAUACCAUCCCCCUACAUAUCCCGAUGCAACGCCCCUGGGGUCGCACAACAGAGAUCCAACGAAGCCGGACGCCAACCUGUUCGACGACAUAGUCACUAUGCUCAGUCCGUUGGGUGCCUUCCACGCGCCAACCCUGGGCUUUCAUCGCCUGGCGCGACGUACGCCUCGUAGGCCCCUCAUACUAGUCGGAAACGGCGACCCGUUCGACAACCCCAAUGGGCAGGGCGAUUUCUUGACCGAGAUGCUCCUUAUGUCGCAGCGUGGAGACUAG
Messenger RNA from Rhodofomes roseus, 708 nucleotides. RefSeq lists its product as uncharacterized. The transcript has 2 exons. The record is from RefSeq and is a predicted model, not a curated record. Lineage: Eukaryota; Fungi; Basidiomycota; Agaricomycetes; Polyporales; Fomitopsidaceae. The coding region runs from base 1 to 708 and encodes 235 amino acids.